AUGGCCGGUCAACGGAAUUAUGACUUCCUAAUAAAACUCCUCUUGAUCGGCGAUUCUGGCGUUGGGAAAUCAUGCUGCCUAUUACGCUUCAGCGAAGACAGCUUCACUCCCAGCUUCAUCACAACCAUCGGCAUAGACUUCAAGAUCCGGACAAUCGAUCUGGACGGCAAGAGGGUGAAACUCCAAAUAUGGGACACAGCAGGCCAAGAGCGCUUCAGGACGAUCACCACUGCAUACUAUCGAGGCGCAAUGGGAAUCCUGUUGGUGUAUGAUGUGACGGAUGAAAAGAGCUUCAACAACAUAAGAACCUGGUUCUCCAACGUCGAACAACAUGCCAGCGAAGGUGUAAACAAAAUCCUCAUCGGCAACAAGUGCGAUUGGGAGGAGAAACGUGCUGUCUCCACGGAACAAGGCCAGGCGCUCGCGGACGAACUGGGUAUCCCCUUUCUAGAAGUCAGCGCCAAAUCAAACAUCAACAUCGAAAAGGCCUUUUACUCGUUAGCCUCAGACAUCAAGAAGCGAUUGAUCGACAGUUCGAAAGACGCCGGUGGAGCUGGAGCUGGCGGUCAAGGCGUUGGAGGCGUUAAUGUCGCCCAAAAUCAGAACAGCGGUAUGGGUGGAAAGUGUUGUUAA
This is a messenger RNA of Fonsecaea erecta, 633 nucleotides long. RefSeq names its product GTP-binding protein ypt2. The record is from RefSeq and is a predicted model, not a curated record. The transcript has 3 exons. NCBI's taxonomy places the organism in Eukaryota, Fungi, Ascomycota, Eurotiomycetes, Chaetothyriales, Herpotrichiellaceae. Gene Ontology annotation, biological process: protein localization to plasma membrane; regulation of exocytosis; protein secretion. Gene Ontology annotation, molecular function: GTPase activity; GTP binding. The coding region runs from base 1 to 633 and encodes 210 amino acids. Gene Ontology annotation, cellular component: endosome; plasma membrane.